Molecule: messenger RNA, 8662 nt
Organism: Fundulus heteroclitus (mummichog)
Lineage: Eukaryota; Metazoa; Chordata; Actinopteri; Cyprinodontiformes; Fundulidae
Gene: lrp8
Product: low density lipoprotein receptor-related protein 8, apolipoprotein e receptor
Exons: 18
Coding region: 156-3191 (1011 amino acids)
Molecular function (GO): calcium ion binding; protein binding
Source: RefSeq, a predicted model, not a curated record
CCACUUUAGCAGCGAGCCGGGGCAGAUCGAGCUCACACGCUCCAGAGCCGAGCCACACACGCAGAGUAAAGGUAGAGCCGCCGCCGACGGGCUGGAGCUGCAGAACAACCGCCCGCUUUGCACGAUCACAGCCGCAGAUCGCCCAGGAUCUAACGAUGUGGACCGGGGUCGGAAAGCUUGCGCUGCUACAUUUGUUACUCAUGGAGCUCAGCGGCCACGUCCAAGGAACUCAUACCGAGUCAGAGUGUGAAAUAGGGCAGUUUCAGUGCAAGACCGGAGUGUGCAUCCCAAGCCUCUGGAGAUGUGACGAUGACAAUGACUGUUCGGACGGCAGCGAUGAAGAGAACUGUCCAAAGAAGACAUGCGCGACCACAGACUUUGCCUGCAAGAAUGGACAAUGCCUGCCUGCUAGGUGGCGCUGCGACGGGGAACCGGAGUGUGCAGAUGGGUCGGAUGAGGCUGACGAAAUCUGCAGCCGACAGACUUGUGCACCUGAGAAGUUUGACUGUGGAGGGGUUGCCAGCAAAUGUGUUUCGUUAUCUUGGCGAUGUGACGGAGAGAGGGACUGUGAAAACGGAGCGGAUGAGGAGGAGUGUGCUGCAGAUGAAAAGGCCUGCCCAUCCAAAGAUUUCCAGUGCCGUAACGGGAAGUGCGUGGCACCCAUCUUCGUGUGCGACGGCGACGACGACUGUGGGGACGCCAGCGACGAGGACAAGUGCUCGGCUCCCAGCUGCGGCCAGCACGAGUUCCGCUGCAAUGACUCGGAGUGCAUCCCUGCGCUGUGGAGCUGCGACGGUGACCCGGACUGUAAAGACAAGUCGGACGAGUCCAUGGAGCGCUGCAGCCGCAGGACGGAGCCCCAGAAGCCUCGGUGUCCCGUCGGCGAGUUCCAGUGCGGGAGCGGCGAGUGCGUGCACAUGCACUGGAAGUGCGACGGCGACGCCGACUGCAAAGAUAAAUCAGAUGAAGCAAACUGCCCCCUGCUUACGUGUCGACCCGAUGAGUUCCAGUGUGGUGACGGAUCCUGCAUUCAUGGCACCAAACAGUGUAACAAAGUCCACGACUGCCCGGACUACAGCGACGAGGCCGGUUGCGUCAAUGUUACAAAGUGUGACGGACCGAAAAGGUUUCGCUGUAAGAAUGGGGAGUGUAUCGACAGCAGCAAGGUGUGCGACAAUGUAAAGGACUGCAAAGACUGGUCGGAUGAGCCAGUGAAGGAGUGUGGCCUGAAUGAGUGUGCAGACAACAAUGGAGGCUGCUCCCACAUCUGCAGGGACCGGAGAAUUGGUUAUGAGUGUGACUGCCCCUCCGGAUACAAACUCCUGGACAAAAAGACUUGUGGAGACAUCGACGAGUGUGAGAAUCCAGAUGCCUGCAGUCAAAUCUGCAUCAACUACAAAGGAGAUUAUAAGUGUGAGUGCUAUGAAGGCUACGAGAUGGACCCCGCGUCAAAGACCUGCAAAGCUGUGGGAAAGAGUCCCUACCUGAUGUUUACUAAUCGUCAUGAGAUCCGACGCAUUGACCUGCUGAAGAGUGAAUACACACAGGUGGUUCCCACCCUGAAGAAUGCUGUGGCCCUGGAUGUGGACGUGUCUACUAACAAGAUGUUCUGGUGUGAUCUGUAUCAUCGCAAAAUAUACAGUGCAUACAUCAACAAGGCCAGCGAUUCUUCGCAGCAGGUGACUUUGGUUGACUCGCUGCACUCGCCGGAGGGCCUGGCUGUGGACUGGGUGCACAAAAACAUCUACUGGACAGACUCGGGCAACAAGAGCAUCUCUGUUGCGACGGGAGAUGGCAGGAAGAGGAAAGUGCUAAUAGCCACUGAGCUCAGCGAGCCACGGGCCAUUGCAGUGGACCCGCACCAUGGUUUUAUGUACUGGUCAGACUGGGGCGAUCAGGCCAAAAUAGAGAAAGCUGGGAUGAACGGAGUGGACCGUCAGAUCAUUGUGUCUGACCACAUUGAGUGGCCCAAUGGAAUCACUCUAGAUUUGUCCAACAGACGUCUGUACUGGGUGGACUCCAAGCUGCACCUGCUGUCAAGUGUGGAUCUGAAUGGAGACAACCGCAAAGUGCUGCUGUCCUCCCAUCACCAUCUUGGACACCCAUUCGCCCUCACCGUGUUCGAGGAUCGCAUAUACUGGACGGACUUGGAGGACGAAGCUAUUUACAGUGCAAACCGGCUGACGGGGCACGAUGUGGCAAAAGUAGCAGAGGAUCUCAACAACCCGCUGGACCUUGUUGUGUUUCAUGAACAGAGGCAGCCCAAAGCCCCUGACACCUGCAACAUGGGGAGUCUACCAAACGGCGGCUGCGAAUAUCUCUGUCUAAAGGCUCCUCAGAUCACCGACCACUCUCCGAAGUACACCUGUGCCUGUCCUGACGGUAUGGAGCUCGGACCAGACAUGAGACGCUGUGCUGUAGUUCGACUCAGAACAACCACCACAGUUGCCCCAACCACCACAAGCACCACAACAAGCACCACAACAACCACAACUACAACAACAACAACCUCGACGGCUACAACAACGACCACGCCUGCCACCAGCACCAGCACCACCACAACUCCCACAACCGUAAGAACUACCACCACCUCUGCUGCUACUCCACCGAGGUCCACGGCCAGGCACCACGUGACAUCGACGCCUCCUCAGACCUCCAGAAGCAGCAGGAGUACAGAGCGACCGGUGACACAAGCCGCCACGGGCACAGAAACAGCCAGUUUGAGCAGCACCAGUCAGUUGGCCAGCCAAACACCCUUACUGGGACCAGUGGCCCCAGACAGCAUCCAAAGAGAGACCAAUGCUAACCUCUCCCACAGAGCGGCAAGUGAUCACUACCUCAUCGGUAACAACAUCACAGUUGCUGUUUUGGGAAUAGUCAUUCCGAUUGUCCCUAUCCUUGCCACAGUGGUCAUCGGAUUGCUCUGCACUGGCGGCUACCUGGUUUGGCGCAACUGGCGACGCAAGAACACCAAGAGUAUGAACUUCGACAACCCCGUGUACCGCAAGACCACAGAGGACGACGACGACGAGAUCCACAUCGGACGGCACAGCGACUCCAUCGGCCAUGUUUACCCCCCAGUGAGUGGCAGUCACAGCCAACCGUUCAUAGCGCUCCCACUGGGGGGCGGAGUCACAGAUAGCAACUCUCACUGGUACUCGGGGGCGCCAAUGCUUUCCAGUGGCAAAUGAGGGCCAAAACAGGUGGAAAACUGAGGGCUUUUGAAAUUUUUGAGAAGCGGGAGGAUGCACAAGGUUCCCUAGUGGGAAUAGAGAGCAGGCUCGCACAGGCGCACUUCCAGUUCAGACACCAUUUUUAAGUCACUGAGAGAUCCAGUUAUACAUUCCCAAGCCAUCCAUGGGCUAUUAUACUUCACAUUAAGCAACAAUUCCAAUUACACAACAUUCCCAACCAUUUCCCUCAUCCCAUUUGUUUUUAAGUUGUGGUUGAUGCACCUUGUUUUCAUUGUGUUUCCUGUCAAAACUCAUCUUCUUUUCACAGAAGGAGCUGUUGCCUGCAGGGCUUUUGUUAUUAUUGUUUUUUACAGAUUAACUAGGUGUUUGUCAUAUAAAGCCAGGGAGCAAGUAAUUUAAAUAAAUAAUAACAAAAAAGAAAAAAAACAUUAUCCAAGCAGUGAGACACCAAAGGUUAAGCACUGUCUGUUUUCAUUAUGCAAAAUCUAAUUUUGUAUUUGGACAUUAUUGUGGUGGUAGUGUGUUAGCUUUACGGGUUCUUUGAAAGCAGGACAAAGGAUACCGAGGACUUUUCAACUGUCCAUGUCUUAUUUGUAAGGACUGAGAAAAAAAAUCUCAAAGCAUAUAAAGGAAGGUCAAAUCAGGGCGAAAGACAGGCCAACACUAAAUUGAUUCUACUUUCCAUGCUUGAAUCCGGUAACAAUUAAUCUCCUCAUCACUCAGCCCACAAGCUAGCCUGUUGAUUACCUGCUGAGGCCAAUGGAUUUCCUAAUAAUCCUGCUAACAAUUUAUUCAUGCAUCUCAAUAAAGUAAGCCAUCAUUAGAAGGAGUAUUUCUCUACUCAAAUUGAAAAGUAAAACCUACAUAUAGAUUUAUUGCAUAGAGUGAUGUAUGUAUUCCAUGUGUUUAUUUCUGUUAGUUUUGGCUUACAGCUAAUGGAAACCUAAAAUUCUGGGUUUUUUUUGUUGUUUUUUUUUUUAAAAUGAGACCAAUUAACAGGCAUUUUAACAUACAAAUGUUAUGACUAUGUAUAAAAAAAAAAAGGAUGGCUAACUUGACAGUUGUCCAGCAGACAUUCAUUAACCGCCUCCAUACGGAGAGUAUGGUACAAAAGAUUAUUGCUAUAGAAUCAUGUUGGCUGUACAGAGCUGUGCAUGUAGGAAAUCUAAUUAAAAAUUGACUGAAAUGAAAAACAUUUUGCUGAAAACCGUGCACAAUCAAUAGGGAUCACAGUAGCUUUGUUUUGAAGCAAGCCCCUUCAGCAGUCUGGGGGAGAUUCACAAGGCUGGAGUCACAACGCACAUAGCUAUCCUGGACAUGGGUUACAACUGUCCCAUUCCUUGUGUUUAGUCACUCCUGAAUCAGAGACAUCAUAAGCAUCUUAACAUGGGCUACGGAAAAACAGUCCAUGUUUCAGAUGAGAGUGAAUUUUGUAUUUGAUUAGGUAAUCUGGGUCCCAGGCGAUGUAAGAAGAGUACAGAGGCAGGAUCCAAAUUGAUUGGGAUCCAGUAUGAUAUUUUUUUGCAGUCAGCUGUGAUUUAGGGAGUCAUAUAAUCUGCUGGUACUGGUCCACUUCAUGCUUUCCUCUGCUGACAUGCUUAUUGGUGAUGCUUAGUUCCUUUUCCAGCAGGACUUGGCACCAUCCCAACUCCUAAGAGUACCAAAACUUGCUUUAAUGAAGAGUACUUGUUUGGCCAGCAAACUGGUUUGACCCAAAUCCCAUAGAGUCUAUGGGGGUAUUGUCAAUAGUAUGAUUAGAAACACCAGACUCAACAGUGCAAACAAGCUGAGGGGCACUACCAAAGCAACCUGGGCCUCUAUAACAACUUGACUGAGCCACAGGCUGAUCUCCUCCAUGUCGCGCUGCAUCGGUGCAGAACUUUAUGCAAACGGAGCCCUGAAUGCAUAUAUUCUAAUGUUUGGAGAAACAUUGUGUAGUAAAUCAAUAUAAUACGAGGUUAACAUUUUGAACCGAAUUAGUGAAAUGAAUUAACCGACCAAAAAUAGUAAAAUUUAUUGAGAUGCAACUGUGGAAGAAUCCUCUGAAACACAGAGGAAAAAAACACAGCACUCAUUUAAUAUGGUAGGCUAUGUUUAGGUUGUUAAGGACGGCCAAAACGAAAUGAUCGAGGGCUAAGGAAGUGGCGUGCUUUGAUCGGUUGGCAUGGUAACACUGAUUUCUUUGUGGUGCUCUGUAGCAGAAGGGGGGGGGGAAGAAUUGUGGGUAUCCCUGGCACGGUGACACACUACACACGCACAGGCACAGACAAAAAAUAGGUGCACGAUUAAAAUUCAAGGUCGACAGAAGAGAGGUGUUCAGUGAGGAGCAGGAGAGAGGCGACUAUUUUCGCUCGUCCUCCCAGCUUCUUAAUUAAUAUUUAUAUUUCCGUAGAAAUCUCAUUCAUUGUGUUUGAUUUUUAUUUUUUUAUUUUUUUACAGUUGAUCUCUUUGUCUCUGCUUAACUUCUCUUGCCUCUCGUGUCGGAGGCAAGUCAGGCAGCGAAAGAAAUCCGCCUGGUAGAAUGUGGGCCAGACAUUUGCAGCUGUGAGCAUUCCUACGACAAUUAGGGAAGAUCGGGGAGGAGGGGAGGGGGGGGGAGGGGGUGAUACUAAAGACCAGAAGAAAGAUAAAGAUUGCAGUUUUCCUUGUAGACUCUAUUGGGUCGCUCUGUUUCUCCCCUCCUUCAGCCUGCUGUGGUAACCAUCUUUUUAUCUGCUGUUUGCAGCGCGUGGCACUCAGUCUGGAGGAUGAUGGCUAUCCCUGAUAGUGGGGGGGAUGCAACCUGCUCACCCCCCCUUCAGUCCCUUGCUGUCCUUUCCCCUCAGCACAGCCUCCGCACCACUACAAUGAGGCCAGUACAACGCAGAGGAGAAUGAAAUGGAGUCCCCCUUUUGACUCCCCCCUUUUCAAAUAGCAGGGAUAGCCUAUACAUUUCUUCUGUUUCUUUCCUACUACCAUUACUAGCUGCUUCUUCUUUCAUUAGUAUCAGCCUAGUAGCCUCUGCUCCACUCCUCUCUUCCCUCUUCUGCUGCUUCCUAACAGUAGCCGUGUGUGAAAAUGCUGCUAGAUGAUACCCUUCACACUAACCUCAUUUGAAAAUUGUGCAGAAAGAUGGCUAUGGAUAAGAUGGCCACCACAGAAGUGGUCUCAUGUUUUGACUGUUUUAUUUAUUUAAAAGUUUUAAAUAUGUAAUCAGCCUCUGUCAGUGCGUAGCCCUAAAGGCGGGAUCGCUUGAUCAAGUUUGUGAGUGUAUGCAGCACUGUGCCGCAGAAGACAAGGAUGUUGUUAUUUCUCUGGUUUCUUUAGUAUUGCAACUUUACUCGCCUUUUUUUAUUAUUACUAUUUUGAAGGGAGAAGGCCAUGUAUUAUUUGUUACUGACGUAUUGUAAUGCUAAAUAUAGUCAAGGGGACAGAAAAGAGAAAAAUGGAUGGGGUUGUCUGGCUGUUUGGAGGUGAUUUUGGGGUCAAAGAGUUGCACAGGGAGUUUUUUUUUUUUUUUUUUUUUGAGAAAAUUGGCUAAUUUGUGCCUCCAGACGGUUGUGCCUCAAGGUAAAAACCAGCAGGGCAGAAAGGGCAAUGGAUUGUGGGUAAUCCCUCUCUUUGUAUCGGAAGUAUGCACAGAGUCAAUAAUGAGCUUGGCUUGUUUGAUUAACUGUGAUGAACGGUAGAGUUCACACAUUUCUUCCAUUUUUUUUUUUUUCUGUUUGCACAUGCUGGCGUUAAUAUUUUGCUUCCUGUGACUGUUUUAGUCAGGAAUCUGCAGCAUCUAUGCACAAAAGACAUCAAUAUUGUAGGAUUUUAACAGAAUGUCCUCUUCUUGCAUUUUCGGAUUUCAUGGUGAAAUAAUCGUAGAGGCAUAAUAAUUUACUGUAAAACAAACAUGUUUGCAGUUAGUAUUAUAUUGGAUUUUCUCUAUCUGACUGGAUUAAUCUGAAAGCUAGUUAAUCUUGCAACUUCACUGGCUCCGUUUGUAUGACUUCCCAGCACUGGUUUUCCCAGUGCUGCUCCUGGUGUGGCAGCCUUCCUGCCAACGCAGCUGGAUGAGAUGGUGCGGAAAAACAGCUCGCAUUUGAAAGAAAUCACAGGCUGCUGUCACCGAACGCUCGCUCGGGUUUUGUGUCAGCAGAUCAGUAGAAUAUCAGGCUUGGCUGAGCCUGGCGCACUGAUUUGAUUGCAGAGAUAGAUGCGUGAGAGCCGGCAUAAAGAGCAAAUCUUCCAUUGGCUCAAACAUGCUUCCAGCCCAUUGAGUCAGAUGGCGUUUAUUCCCACUGAAAACGCUAAUAAUUGUUCAUUUUACGUUCCAGUUGUAAAUAACUACAGGCUGUUAUUAUAGGAAUGGCGAAUUAGUUGUUUCAAGAAGCAACUCACUUAUCCUGGACAUCAUUCAAUUACUUGACUAUGUAGGCAUUAAGGGUUUGUCUUCCACAUUAAUUGUUAAGAAGUCUAAGUAAUUGUUUGUUAUAGAUAUGCAGGGCCAAAACGUGCUUUCUCUUGCAAGGUCCAACUCGAAUAACCUGCAAAAUACGAUCUUCCCGUGCUUGCGUACAGUAUUACAGGCUGAUAUCUUGAAUUUGCUGAACGGUUAAUUGAAAAGGUUAAUAUUCAGGGAUUUCAAUGUUUUUCUCCUUUUGUUCUUGUUCAUAUUUUUGAGUUUUAAAUAACUGAUGAGUCCAGAGCGGGGAGACAUGAGAGGAAAGAGCACACAGAAGGUGUUUUCUUGAAAUGGUAGUAGAUAUUAUCUUUAGCUGAAUUUCCAGCAGUAUUGUGGCGUUCUGGUAUACUGGAAUAAUUCUUGUCCAGUUAUUCACAUUCUUCUCUAUAACUCUGGUUGAAUAUUUGGCCACUCUUAUCGGCAGAACUGACGGCAUUGUCCACAAAUUCUCAGCAUCAUCAGGGCUUUGAGGGGCCCGUUCCAGAAGUUUAACGCUACCCUCCUUUAUCCGUUUCAAAUCCACUUAUGAUGUGUGUGUUGGAUGUUUGCCUGGAUAGAAGACCAAGCUGUGUCCAGGUUUUUAAUCAUCUGACCCACAAAUGAAGUGAAAUUGGAUCGUUUAAGAUGUUCAAGAACAGCACAGGAACCGGUGAGACUAAAACAAAGUGAAGCCUGUUUAUUAUCAUCAUGGACUAAGUGGGUGCAGAACAAGAACUUAACCCCUUCUCAAACAUUAAUACCUUCAGCCUCUAUUAAGAUGUUCAGAUAUCAACAUGGCCAAACAUUUUUCAAAGGCCAAAUCCGUUUUAGGAAUAGGUUUUAUGGUCUGAUAUAAUAAAGGUUGAGCUAAAGAUAAGAAGCAUGCGUGGAUCAGGCAAGGUGAAGCUUUCAGACCUAAUAGUACUGUACCAACUGUCAAGCAUGGUGGUGGUAGCGUUAGGCUGUCACUGGUACUGGUGCAGAGUAGGUGGAUGAAUGAUGGUGAAAGCCUAUUCUCAAAUUAUUGCUAAAUGGUUGAAACUAUGCAAAAAAAAAA